AGGAAUUUCCGGUUACGUCAGCGUGUCUGGACUCCAUUAGGGGGUUGCAGCUGUUGAGAGAAACAACAACAAAAACGGAGCGAUUGACGGAACUAUCACGGAGUCAGAGCGUUCUCAGCCGGGUUACGAAGUCUAAAUUCUGGGAGCUAAAACCUCCUUUCCCACCCGGGGCUUCGCCGGCUUCUAACCACGGCCGCUCUCGGUGAGGAAACUCUGGCCUCCGCUUCCUCCUCCUCCGACUCGGACACCGGCGGAGCGUCGCCGCCCCCACGGAAGAAACACCGAGCCUCGGCGGCGGAGGGAGCAGGAGAGUCCGGGGAUUCAACAGUUGCGACAGGCCUUUCUGGAGUUGUUUUGGGACUUGCUACUACUUCUCCACAUCACCAAGCCACCUCUGCUAUUCACUUUAACCGGACCCUUGUCAACAAUCUCAGCGGCAAUAACAUGCAGUCAAACGGGGCAGGACAGGAUUCAGAGCCUUCCUGCCUGAACAGCGCGCAAAACGGGGAGUCAUCCUCGGCUGGGGGAACKCACUUCAACGGGCUUCUGGUCAGCACAAACAAUGGGAAUAGUGUCGGUACCAAUAACGGAGCCGGACCGGGCUCAGGGACUUCCACAGCCUCUGGUUCGGAGGUCAGCUCCAUGAAAAAGAAAAAACGUCUUUCGCAGUCGGAGGAAGAUGUCAUCCGAUUAAUAGGACAACAUCUCCACGGGUUAGGGCUAAAUCAAACAGUGGACCUGCUAAUGCAGGAGUCGGGCUGCAGACUGGAACAUACCUCAGCCACAAAGUUCCGCAACAACGUCAUGGAGGGGGAGUGGGAAAAGGCUGAGAAUGAUCUCAACGAGCUGAGGGCACUGAUGCAUUCUCCCAACGCUAUUGUGCGUAUGAAGUUCCUGCUCCUGCAGCAGAAGUAUCUGGAGUACCUGGAGGACGGGAAGGUUCUCGAGGCUCUGCAGGUGCUCAGGGGAGAGCUCACGCCGCUCAAGUACAACACGGACCGCAUCCAUGUUCUCAGCGGGUAUCUGAUGUGUAGCCAUGCAGAGGACCUGCGCGCCAAGGCAGAGUGGGACGGCAAAGGCGCAAAUUCACGCUGCCGACUGCUGGACAAGUUACAGACGUACCUGCCCCCGUCGGUGAUGCUUCCCCCACGCCGGCUGCAGACCCUGCUGAGACAGGCUGUGGAGCUGCAGAGGGACCGCUGCCUCUACCACAACACCAAACUGGACAGCAGCCUGGACUCUGUCUCCCUGCUCCUGGACCACGUCUGCAGCCGGAAGCAGUUCCCGUGCUACACGCAGCAGAUCCUCACAGAGCACUGUAACGAGGUGUGGUUUUGUAAGUUCUCCAACAACGGCACCAAGCUGGCCACCGGCUCCAAAGACACCACCGUCAUCAUCUGGCAGGUGGACCCUGAGAGCCACCAGUUGAAGCUGCUGCGGACCUUAGAGGGCCAUGCCUACGGUGUGUCCUACCUGGCCUGGAGCCCUGACGACGCCUACCUGAUCGCCUGCGGACCCGAUGACUGCUCCGAACUCUGGCUCUGGAACGUCCAGACGGGCGAGUUGCGGACCAAGAUGAGCCAGUCCCACGAGGACAGUCUGACCAGUGUGGCCUGGAACCCUGACGGGAAACGCUUUGUCACCGGGGGACAGAGGGGGCAGUUCUACCAGUGUGACCUGGAUGGUAACCUGUUGGACUCGUGGGAGGGCGUGCGUGUGCAGUGCCUCUGGUGUGUGGGGGACGGCAGGACGGUGCUAGCGUCAGACACUCACCAGCGGAUCCGGGGUUACAACUUUGAGGACCUAACGGACAGAAACAUAGUUCAGGAGGACCAUCCUAUCAUGUCUUUCACUGUUUCCAAGAACGGAAGAUUAGCUUUGUUAAAUGUAGCAACUCAGGGAGUGCAUCUUUGGGACCUGCAGGACCGAGUGUUGGUGAGGAAGUACCAAGGUGUGACCCAGGGCUUCUACACCAUCCACUCCUGCUUCGGAGGCCACAAUGAAGACUUCAUUGCCAGCGGCAGCGAAGACCAUAAGGUGUAUAUCUGGCACCGCCGCAGUGAGCUGCCCAUCGCUGAGCUAACAGGGCACACUCGCACAGUCAACUGCGUUAGCUGGAACCCCGCCAUCCCAGGCCUCAUGGCCUCCGCCUCAGACGACGGCACUGUGCGUGUCUGGGGCCCCGCACCCUUCCUCGACACACAGGUGGUCGACGGGCUCAACGAGAACUGCAGCAACAUGGACAGUUGAUGGUGACGUUGGAAUGGAAAACUUAUUCUCUUUUACAACAAGAAAUAAAACCAACCAACAACAAAUAAACAUCAAAACGAGAACGAAAUCCAAAACCUGACAAAACUAAACAGAGAAAAGUAAAUCAAUUGUCUCAUGACCGGGCAAAACUAUGGAGGUGAGGAUGAAAACACUCUUACAAAACUAGGUCUUCAUCCAAAACCAGAACCAGUGACUUGGAAGACCAGUGACCUGGGAAAUCGAUCUGAUCCAUUACUCCCUGCUGGCUUCCUCCACCCCACCAAGGCCACAGCCACACCAGGGGCUCUCCCCUGAAUAUUCCUCUGGAAACCCACCUCUUCCCUGGGCCUCAGGCCCAGCAUCACGCCCCUGACCCCUUCAGACAGCCAUUACAGACCAUCUACACGGAUUGGACCGCGUCUGUCAUCUGUCUCUCUCACCUACCCGUGUGUGUCCAUGGGGAGGGUGGUGGGGUGUUAAAAGGGUGGAGGGGGUUAUAGCAACUCUUCCGUUUAUUAGUUUUUCUGUUCUCCUUUCGCUCCUUUCUUCGCACUUGAGUUGUUGGACGAAAGCAGAAAAUCAACACAAAACCAACCAACCGACAAAGAAAAACUCAAAGGCUAUGCUUACUUUGGAUUUUUUUACGAUAGUCAUAGCAUUCUUAUUGUUAUCAUUUAACAGGUGAAUCCUAGGGUUGAACUAGGAGUAGUGGCCGAGGAGUGCUUUAGUGUGAAGAAUACUCUCUCUCAAUUUGGAAAAGCUAUUUUUAUCCCUUGUUUGAAGUCUAACACGGACACACACGCGCCAAUGUCCCCCGAGUCGCACCCUCUGACUCCCCCUAUCUCCCACUUCCGAGCUUAAGCWAUGAACCGCACAGCUCACAGUUCCACUAGAUCUGCCUGUUGGGUGGGGGUAAAGGUCAGCUGUCAAAGGUGAGAGGUCAGUGGUAGCUGGUGUAGUGUGGUUGCGUCACUGCUGUAGGGCCAAGUGUGAAGCAGUCCUCGUGUUGAGUAUCUCUAAGAAUGACAUACUCUUGGAUGUAGAGGUCUGUACAUGCAACUAUUGCCGUACACUGAGGACUGCACCUGUCCUUCCUGUGUGUGUGUGUGGGUGAGCGAGCUUGUGUGUAUGGGUGAACUUCUGUGUGUUUGUUUAGGUGAGUGAAUGCAAGGGCAUGCACACCAGCAGAAGAUCAUGCUUUCCCCUCCUCCCCCAGUGAAAUUAUAAAGAGGAUUUUAAUCCCAUUCAGAAUUAAUCCAAAACCCCAGAGCGACCUCUAUCUGUGGAACAAAGAAUACUUGAGAGCCAUUUUGUAGAAACACAUUUUUUUUUUUUAACUUGGCCUUUUCUUUUUACAUUUGACUUUGCUUUUUUAUAUAUUUCUCCUUAACAACACCUACCAUUGGAAUGGCACUGAGAUACCGGAGUUGGAUCAAUUUUGUGGGAAAAUUCACAGAGUUCACAGACUUUACACAAACACCCUCGCCUGUCCCCCCCAGGCACACCCCCACAUGUACACCCAAAACACGCCGCUGAGAUCUACCCCUAGUCGCACCUGCAAAUGCUCAAUUCCAAUAUAACCUGCUCUUAGCUCCCACUUUGACAGAGCUGGAUAGGUAUAGGCAAGGUUUUAUGGGUGGAAGUGAUCAUAUUGGAAUCUAGCUCACGCCACACUUCCAUGCACCCUACACAGUACACAGUAGUACACCAUUCUUAAUGUUAAGCAUACAGAACCAAACACAACCUCCCACAUAUACACAGGCAUAGCUGCUCCAUCUUACAUAGGCUUACAGCCCUUACUUAGCAAGACUGAUUUCUGCACAACACCCCUUUCUCUCCAGCCAAGUCCUCCUUUUCAGUGAUGAAGGCACCAUACAGAGCUUUCUUCCUCCCAAUUCGGGGUAUGUAAUGACUAUUUGCUAUGGACUGAUAUUAAAUGUUUAAAAAGAACGCUUUUCUGUCAGUUUUUAUGAAAUAUUUUCUUACUUUCAUUUUUUGUUCUCAUAUCAUUUCAUUCUCUCUCCCUGUAUUAUCAUAUUAAAAUAUAACCAGACAACUGGUGUCCUAUAUUUUWUUUAAAUUCAUCUUAUGAUUAGUUUUGUCUUUUGGGUUUCAUUUUUACUUAUCCACUACUUCUUACAUAUUAAUAGUGAAUAUGCACAGUAACACUCAUGCCAAUAUGAGUGGGGUGAGUUAUGUUUUGGGAGUGUGUUACCUUAAGAAUCAGGUUUAAAAUGUCCACCUCUCGCCUUUUAAAAGUGAGACAUUGUGCAGUGAUUCAAUACCCGUGUCUCUGGAAUAUGUCCAGGACAGAAAAAUUCUUGCUUUUUUUGUGCCACUGUUGGUUGCGUUUGCCGUUUCUACCCCUACCAAAAUCAAAGCACUUGAGACUCAAUAGUGGCUCUGUGGGUGUGUGAGAUUCCAUGAUCUGUGUUUCACAUUCUGGAAUGGUGCUUUUCCCAUUCUAGAACCUUCCAUCUCUUGGACCCCUGAAUGGACUUGAACUGCCCAUCCACACCUUAUGUCAUGUCUGAGGAGUUGAGGCAAAUAAAAAGUGAAGAACCCAAAAGCUUUCACAAAGUUAUAAUUCACCUGCUGGUGACAUAUGCUAUGUCUGAAUGCAACUUGGUGUCUACUCUUCCUUUGUCUUGGAGUUUCUAGGACUGUUUAUGAUUUGAUACUAAUAACUAUCUUAUUUCUCUCUCUGGAGGUGGUGGGGCUGGGUGGGGGAGUAAGCGUUUACGGUAGCAGAUUAAAAGAGUAAUUGGGGGACGGGGAUCUGUUUGCGUUGUUUUAUUUACAAAAGUGAUUGUACUGUUUUGUAUCGAUGUGUAGGAGAAGUGUUGUGUGGAUAUUUUCAAUAAAGCUUUCAGGGUUUUGAAAAAGAGCUGUGGCCCAACAUGGAAGUAUCAAGGGGCUGGAUUACAGAUAUGGGAUCAGUUUACAUUAUCCAAUCCUAUCCACAGUUCCACAUAAUCAUGAGGGAGUACAGAGCUAAACUGACCUUUAGGUUUGUGUAAAGAGGCAACAUGUCUCGACAGACUUUAGAGGAAAGUUUAAGUUCUCAGACUGAAAGGAGCUCUCCAAUUUCCUGUGUUUAACUUUGUUUGUACUGUUGACUGGUUCACACACUUGAACAUUUGAUGACAUUUGGUGUAAUUCAGAGAAACAGCAUGGCAGCAAAGAGGCAUAGUGUGUGCAUCAGAGGGGAUCAAAUGCCAAAUUUGGGGAUAAACAAGAACUGUUACCAAUAAAUUGUGACUAUUUUAAGUUAAAAA
This is a messenger RNA of Salvelinus sp. IW2-2015, 5528 nucleotides long. RefSeq names its product WD repeat-containing protein 26. Gene Ontology annotation, molecular function: protein binding. Gene Ontology annotation, biological process: proteasome-mediated ubiquitin-dependent protein catabolic process. NCBI's taxonomy places the organism in Eukaryota, Metazoa, Chordata, Actinopteri, Salmoniformes, Salmonidae. Gene Ontology annotation, cellular component: GID complex. The record is from RefSeq and is a predicted model, not a curated record.